AGGCGGUCCCAGGAACAUGCGAGUUUAUGACGCCACCACCAGCACUCUGACCAUCGGAUGGGAUCACGCUGAGGGUCCCGUCAGGCAGUACAAGAUCUUCUACGCCCCGCUGACCGGAGACCCCAUCACCGAGUUUACGACGGUCCCUGGAAACAGAAACAACGCCCAGCUGCAGAACCUCCUCGCUGACACCCCGUACAACAUCACGGUUCAGGCCAUUUACGGAGAGGGUCCUGGGGGGUCUCUGAAUGGAAACGGACGAACAUUGGGGAUGUUGAGCCCGAGGAACCUCAGGGUCUCUGAUGAGUGGUACACCAGGUUCAGAGUGGCCUGGGACCCAGUUCAAGCUCCAGUUCAGGGAUACAGAAUCACCUACAAUCCUGCAG
Messenger RNA from Notothenia coriiceps (black rockcod), 386 nucleotides. RefSeq names its product collagen alpha-1(XII) chain-like. The transcript is spliced from 3 exons. Gene Ontology annotation, biological process: heart development; nervous system development; cell-substrate junction assembly. NCBI's taxonomy places the organism in Eukaryota, Metazoa, Chordata, Actinopteri, Perciformes, Nototheniidae. The record is from RefSeq and is a predicted model, not a curated record. The annotation marks the transcript as partial. Gene Ontology annotation, molecular function: proteoglycan binding; extracellular matrix structural constituent; integrin binding.